AAACUCAGAACGUAACGCGACAACGAAUUGCAACGCAUGGAACUAAAAAAGUAAUAAAAACUUUUUAUUGAAAACGCAGACACAGCAGAGACAACAACUUUAUAACGGCUUAUCAUUUCAUUUUUGUUCAUUGAACGACUGUCAAGCCAAGUGCUCAUUACCACAUCGACUGACUCUAAUGGAACUAGGGAAGAGUGCACCAUAACCCGCCGCAUAAAAAGUGUAUUAAAAAAAAUACAACCACAAAGAAAAAAACGUCCAGCUAUAACAAUAAAAGACGUUAAAACGCCAAGCAGUACAAAACUUAUUUCGUCCUUGGCAUUAGCCAAGCUAUCAACCUAAAGAGCAGAAGCAGAAGCAGCAGCAGCAGCAGCAGUGAGCAGCAGGAAACGAAAUAUAUUUUUUAUUGAGCAAACUAACAACGCAGAAACUUCGCACCUCCCACCCACGAAGCAGCAGCAGGAGCAGCAGCAAGAGCAAGAGCAAGCAAACAGUUGGAGCUGGUCAUACCAAAGUGCAGCCCAAGGCGCAAACGUGGCCCAACGACAACAGCAACAUAGCGGCAGCAACGGCAGCGGCGCUGGCGCUGGCGUUGGCGUUGGCAGCGUGCCCGUCAUCAUGGAGGGGCCGGAGGUGACAUUUCUCUUUCAAUUUGGUAGCGUACGCGAUGCAGUUUGUGUGCCGGUAAAUGCACUCACGCUAAAAUCGCUCAAGGAUUUGGCAUGCGAUUUCAUAAACACCAAGAUACCAGAUAGUGGACUUACGUAUCUAUCAGAGCGUAUACUGCUCUUCUUACACGACUACAGUUCGCCCAAUGUGCUACACAUAAUCAAUUCCGCAGCGGAUGUUGUGGACGAGUCCUUGGUGGAAAUUGUAUUAACAGCCAGUCCUAUACUAUAUCCGACAUCGGAAAUGCCAACGCUAAAGCCGCACAGCCUCAAUGUGCAUUCAUACAAGGCGCCCACAUUCUGUGAUUUCUGCGGUGAAAUGCUGUUUGGUCUGGUGCGUCAAGGACUCAAAUGCGAUGGCUGCGGUCAAAACUAUCACAAGCGUUGCGUUGUGAAAAUUCCCAACAAUUGCAAUGGCAAUCGUUCGAGUGAUGCCAGCUCAAGGCGCUCCUUUACGCUCCAACCGCCACGCAGUCCGACUGGCAGCUCACAACAAUCGCUUGUGUCCAACGAGGAGUCGAUGGGACGCAAUGAUUCCAGCAGUUCACUGAACAUACCUGGCUACGUCGCUCGUCAUCAGCGCACACACUCCGCCGGCAGCGGCAGCGGACGCAAUGGGAUCAGCGUGCUACGCAUACCUCACACCUUUAUGGUCCACACCUAUGGCAUACCCACGGUCUGCCAGCACUGCAAGAAGCUGCUGAAGGGUCUGUUCAAGCAGGGACUGCAGUGUCGCGACUGUCAGUACAAUUCGCAUAAGAAGUGCAUGGACAAAGUGCCGCAGGAUUGCACGGGCGAGGCGCAGCUGAGUCAGCUGCAGGCGGAGAUCAAUGAGAGCUCGUCACGCAAGGAGCGCGACAAUUUCUUUCGCGAAGAGUUCGAUGACAGCGACUUUGAGGAUGCGCCCAGCACACAAACGGAAUAUGCCAAAUAUGCCAAGGCGAAUAGCGGCGGCACCAAUCUGGUGGCUGGACGACCACGCGAGCCGCCCAAGGCGCUAACCAAUGCACAAAACUCACCGCCCGAGCUGGUGAAUGGCUGCGGACUGGCUGAUAACAGCGCUGGCGCUGAUAGCAAAUCCACUGAUGCCCAAUCGGAGCAGUCGCAGUCAUCCAACUCCAGCUCACCAAGUGCCAACAUUCCACUGAUGCGCAUAGUGCAGUCAGUGAAGCAUACAAAGAAGCGUGGCGGACAGGCCUUGAAGGAGGGCUGGCUGGUGCACUUCACGUCGACGGACAAGGCGUUAAAGCGCUACUACUGGCGCCUCGACUCCAAGACCAUAACGCUGUUCAUCUCCGAGCAGGGCAGCAAGUACCACAAGGAGCUGCCGCUGGCCGAUCUGCUGAGCAUAGAAACCAAUUGCGAACCACGCAGGGAUAACAACUACUGCUUUGAGCUCUGCACCGCCAGCUUGACAUACUAUGUGGGCCAGGAUCCGCAGCUGGGCGAGGAGCAGGCGGUGCGUCUGCCGCCGCCAGACAGCGGCAUUGGCAGCGACAUUGCCAAAAGCUGGGAGACGAGCAUACGCCAGGCAAAUAUGCAUGUCACCAAUACACAAUGCUGCGAGUCUGAGGAGCAAGUGCAGGACAUGGGUCAGCUUUAUCAAAUCUUUCCCGACGAGGUGCUGGGCUCGGGUCAAUUUGGCGUUGUCUAUGGCGGCGUGCAUAAGAAAACCAAACGCGAGGUGGCCAUCAAAGUCAUUGACAAGCUGCGUUUUCCCACAAAGCAGGAGGCGCAGCUGAAGAACGAGGUGGCCAUACUACAGAAUAUAACACACUGCGGCGUGGUUAAUCUGGAGCGCAUGUUCGAGACGCCCGAACGCAUCUUUGUGGUCAUGGAGAAGCUCAAGGGCGACAUGCUCGAGAUGAUACUCUCGCAUGCGCGUGGGCGUCUCAGCGAGCGUGUGACCAAGUUUCUGAUUACUCAGAUACUUAUAGCGCUCAAGUACCUGCAUUCGCAGAAUAUAGUACACUGCGAUUUGAAGCCGGAGAAUGUGCUGCUCUCCUCGGACGCAGAGUUUCCACAGGUGAAGCUCUGUGACUUUGGCUAUGCGCGCAUCAUUGGCGAGAAGAGCUUUAGACGCUCUGUGGUGGGCACGCCGGCGUAUCUGGCGCCCGAGGUGCUGCGCAACAAAGGCUACAAUCGCAGCCUGGACAUGUGGAGCGUGGGUGUCAUUAUCUACGUAAGCCUGAGCGGCACGUUUCCCUUCAACGAGGAGGAGGACAUUAACGAUCAGAUACAGAAUGCAGCGUUUAUGUAUCCACCCAAUCCCUGGAAGGAAAUCAGCUCAAAUGCCAUUGACCUCAUCAAUAAUCUGCUGCAGGUGAAGCAACGCAAGCGUUACACUUGCGACAAGAGUCUGAUGCACUAUUGGCUGCAGGAUAAGCAAACGUAUCGCGAUUUGCGCGCACUGGAAACGCAGGUGGGUCUGGGACGUUAUCUGACACACGAAUCGGAUGACAUACGCUGGGAUAGUGCGGCUGAUAUUUGACCUGGCAAGGAAGCAGCGCCCGUUAUGUUGCAGCCACAGCCGCUCUCUGGCAGCCACAGUGCGCCCAGUGAGAGUUUAAUAUCGCCCACGCACUGCGCCGGCUGUCGGCUGUCCAGUUCACCCAAAGUGGAGGCCAUUGGCGACAAGGCACUAAAAUGGAUGCGCUUUCAUCUUUGUCGCCACGUUAAAUAGCGCUUUAGCCUACGAUUUUAUAUACCUACGAUAUAUAUAUAUGAAUAUAUAUUUUUGAAGCUCGUUUUAGACUUUGUUUAGCACAUUUGUUAAAUGAAUUUACAUACGUUUUUUGCAUAACACUUGCUAUCAAGAAUUUCAAAGGCUUAACUUACUCGCACUGACUCGUCGUGUCUUUAAUAAUAAAAUUUCUCUCGCGUUUUUCGUAAUUUUCAUUACAAACAAAACUAAAUACUACUAUUAAUAUACUUAUUACGGUAUAAAUAUGUGUAAAACAAUUAGAAAAGAAAAGACCAACAAACCGAUCAAAACAACAAAAAAUCAAAAACCAAACCUCAACGUUUGCUAAAACGCUCAGCUACUUAUGAUAGAACAAACUAACAAUAGUUAAUGCAAUUACCAACGGCAUAGCUUAAAAAUAAUAAUUA
Messenger RNA from Drosophila busckii, 3779 nucleotides. RefSeq names its product serine/threonine-protein kinase D1 (gene PKD). The coding region runs from base 619 to 3159 and encodes 846 amino acids. The transcript has 8 exons. NCBI's taxonomy places the organism in Eukaryota, Metazoa, Arthropoda, Insecta, Diptera, Drosophilidae. Gene Ontology annotation, molecular function: ATP binding; protein serine/threonine kinase activity. The record is from RefSeq and is a predicted model, not a curated record. Gene Ontology annotation, biological process: protein phosphorylation.